AUGCGUUUAUCAUCUAUUUUUAGAAUGUAUAACGUAGUUUUUGUUCUUGGACCACCAGGUGUUGGAAAAGGAACAUUAUGUACAAUGAUUCAAGAGAAACUAGGGUACAAACAUUUAAGUGCAGGUGAAUUAUUACGCCAAGAAAGAAAUAGAGAAGGAUCUAAAUUUGGAGAGAUAAUUGAAAAUCAUAUUAGAAAUGGAACAAUUGUACCAGUUGAAAUUACCUGUCAAUUGUUAAAAAAUGCUAUGGCUCAAAGUGGAAAAGGGAAGAGUUUCCUAAUUGAUGGUUUUCCAAGAAAUCAAAAUAAUUUGGAUGGAUGGGAAAAAGAGAUGAAAGAUUGUACAAAUGUCCAGCUUGUUCUUAAUUUAACAUGUUCUGAAGAUAUUUCUAUUGAAAGAUGUUUAAAACGUGGUCAGGGUCGAAGUGAUGAUAAUGUUGAAAGUCUUAAAAAAAGAAUUAGAACUUUUCACGAACAGACUCUUCCCAUCAUUCAACAUUAUAAAAAAUUAGAUAUUGUUAAAGAUAUUCCAACUAUAUCAACACCAGAAAAAGUUUUUGAUGUAACAAAAGUUAUUUUCGAUGAAGUUGAACAGCAUGGUAUUAAAAUAUGA
This is a messenger RNA of Strongyloides ratti, 612 nucleotides long. Its product is annotated as UMP-CMP kinase. The transcript is spliced from 2 exons. The record is from RefSeq and is a predicted model, not a curated record. Gene Ontology annotation, molecular function: UMP kinase activity; ATP binding. Gene Ontology annotation, biological process: UDP biosynthetic process; CDP biosynthetic process; 'de novo' pyrimidine nucleobase biosynthetic process. Bases 1 to 612 code for a protein of 203 amino acids. Gene Ontology annotation, cellular component: nucleus; cytoplasm. Lineage: Eukaryota; Metazoa; Nematoda; Chromadorea; Rhabditida; Strongyloididae.